Molecule: messenger RNA, 2694 nt
Organism: Mycena indigotica
Lineage: Eukaryota; Fungi; Basidiomycota; Agaricomycetes; Agaricales; Mycenaceae
Product: NUC153 domain-containing protein
Exons: 6
Coding region: 1-2694 (897 amino acids)
Biological process (GO): maturation of SSU-rRNA from tricistronic rRNA transcript (SSU-rRNA, 5.8S rRNA, LSU-rRNA)
Cellular component (GO): nucleus; nucleolus; 90S preribosome
Molecular function (GO): protein binding
Source: RefSeq, a predicted model, not a curated record
AUGGCAGUCGAACCCAAUGUCAAGGUGUAUACCGUCAAUGGCGCAACGGCCGCCUCUUCGUCUUCUUUGCCAGACUGGUUAACACGCAAACGCGCUGCGAAAGGCAAGGGCAAACGUGCUGUACGAGAGCAAGUUGAGGGGACGAUAGAGCUUAUCCAGGGCUUCGAGUUUCCCGAAGCAAGCAACAGGAUAAGGACAACUCGCGAUGGGCUUUAUGCAAUUGCGACGGGAACAUAUAAACCACAAAUGCGAGUAUGGGAUUUGGGUCAAUUAACGCUCAAAUUUGAACGCCAUGCAGAAGCGGAAAAUGUCGACUUUGUGAUGUUGUCUGACGACUGGACAAAGUCAAUACAUCUUCAAAACGACCGAACUAUCGAGCUUCAUACCCAAGGUGGCCUUCACUACCGCACGAGAAUACCCAAAUUUGGCCGAUCUCUCGCAUAUCAUUUCCCUUCCUGCGAUGCACUCUUUUCUGCUGCCGGCAACGAAAUUUAUCGUCUUAAUCUUGACCAAGGCCGAUUCAUGACCCCUCUUGUGUUGGAAGAUGCCGAAGAAGAGAUUUACGGGGUCAACGUCAUCGACGUUAACCCCGCCCACCAACUCCUUGCCUUCGGUAUUGAUGGUGGGGGAGCGCAAUUUUGGGAUCCUCGCUCACGCUCACGCGUGGGCGUCUUGCAUCUACCGUUAAAUCGACUUGGCUCUUCUACAGAUGCUACCCCCGGUGUGACAGCGAUAUCCUCCCGAGUCGAUGGCCUGUCUUACGCACUGGGAACUUCCACUGGCCACACUUUACUCUAUGAUAUCCGCGCUGGGAAGCCUUUCGCAUUGAAGGACCAAGGCUAUGGCUUGCCUGUGAAGAGCGUAGCUUGGAUCGAGGGUGGCAGUCGGAUGGCGGGAGAUGGGCUGGUUCUUACUGCGGACAAAAAAGUAAUAAAAGUUUGGGAUCGGAAUUCGCCUUCGAAUAAUUUUGCUGCUAUAACUCCUGCCAACGACCUAAAUCAAGUUCACCACAUACCUGGCAGUGGUCUGAUCAUGACCGCCAAUGAGGGCAUUCAAAUGGCAACGUAUUAUAUCCCGCAACUAGGCCCUGCUCCAAGAUGGGCCAGUUUCCUCGAGAAUAUCACUGAAGAAAUGGAAGACCAAACCACGCGUUCAGUGUAUGAGGACUUCAAGUUUGUUGAGCGGAACGAGCUCAAAACACUUGGUCUCGACCAUCUAGUUGGUACUGCCGCCCUCAAACCUUAUAUGCAUGGCUACUUUGUCUCCCUCAAACUAUACGACGCUGCUCGAAUCAUCGCUAAUCCGUUCGCGUAUGAUGAGUAUCGUGAGAAGGUGGUUCGACAGCGCAUGGAGAAAAUGGCGGAGACAAGGAUACGGACGAAGAAGGAUGGCGCUUUGGCGGGUAUUAAGGUUAACAAAACGCUGGCUGAGAAGAUUAUGCGGGAUGAAGAACGAGAGAAACGUCGUGCUGAAAAACGAAAACAGCGAACCGGUCCUGCUGUCGAAGAUGGAGAUGUGGACAUGGCUCCAAGUGAAGAAGAGGAGGAAAACGCAAUACGCCCCAGUUUGCUAUCUGACCCGCGUUUUGCCAAAGUAUUCCAAGAUCCGGCAUUUGCUGUUGACGAGAGCAGUCGUGAAUUUGCGUUGCUUAAUCCGUCGGCGGUCGCUCAACGUAAGAACGGAAACGAUGGCAAGCGAAAAACGGCAGUUGAAGAAGAAGAAGACGAAAGCGAUAAGUUGUCAUCAGAUGGUUUGGAGGAGGAAAGUGACGAUGCCGAAAGUGAUAGCAGUGAAGAAGGCGCUCUCAACACAUACGAUCCUCGACAAAGACCAGGGCAAAAGAAUGCCCGUAUGCAGGAAGCUUACACCAGAGCUCGCAAACAAAAUCAACUUGCUGGGCAAAGUAAACUCGUGCCGAUGCGGGCCAGCUCUAGUCAAGGCUUUUAUGCUUCAAACAAGGACGCUACUUUUGGCCAAAGAAAGUCAGGGAAAUCAUUCGCGCCAACAUCCAAAUCUUCCACAUCGGCGGGAGACCUUAUGGAGGUCAGCUGGGUCCCUUCGGCCAAAAAAUCCUCUUUGGACGAGAAGAGCAGAAAUAAAGGCAAGUCAAGGAAAGGCCUGGAAACAUUUGGAGCUGGGCUGGAAAGGGGAUACACAGAACAGGAUACGGAGAUGUCAGAGCAAGACAGAUUUGUGCAGUGGGUCGCCAAACAUGACCCCAUGCCUUCUCAACGCAAAACUGACGUUGAAUCGGAUGACGAGACGGCUCACCCAGGGCUCGAGCUAGAUAGUGGCAUCCAGCACAUUCGAAUUCGUCGACAUUGGUGGCAAAUAUGGCUGCCCGGUACUAUGCCCCCUCCUCCUCCCACGUCCUUAGAUGCGGCAAAAGUUUCGCCUUUCGUAUCAGCAUCGCUCUUUAGUGUUCUUACUUAUUCAUGGAUAACACCACUCAUGGUGUUAGGUUUCCAACGAACGUUACAAGUAGGGGAUCUAUGGAAAAUGGGGCCAGAGCAAGAGGCUGGUUAUCUCACCGAGAAACUGAACGCUGCAUGGAAGUGCCGGGUUGAAAAGGCUGAUGCGUGGAAUCGCCGACUGGACAAUGGAGAAGUGAAGCCCCCAUUUCUAAAACGAGUUGCAUGGUCUUUACCUGGUCGUGAUCGCGACACGCUGGCGAGAGAAAGAUGGUCGUCGUGA